Molecule: messenger RNA, 1578 nt
Organism: Cyphellophora attinorum
Lineage: Eukaryota; Fungi; Ascomycota; Eurotiomycetes; Chaetothyriales; Cyphellophoraceae
Product: Sugar transporter STL1
Exons: 9
Coding region: 1-1578 (525 amino acids)
Biological process (GO): carbohydrate transport; transmembrane transport
Cellular component (GO): membrane
Molecular function (GO): carbohydrate:proton symporter activity
Source: RefSeq, a predicted model, not a curated record
AUGGCAAGACAACCCUUCCUCGGCCUGAGAGGCACGAAGCUCAACACAGUGGUCAUGAUCAUCGCAGGUGUCGAAUUCCUGCUAUUUGGGUAUGAUCAAGGUGUGAUGGGCGGUCUCAUCACUCUACCGUCCUUCACGCAGGUGUUCCCUGAGAUCUGUACUACGGCGGAAUGCACUGCGCACAUGACACCUGGUGAGAAGAGUCAUCGUUCGACCAUUCAGGGUAUAACAAUCGCCUGCUAUAAUCUCGGAUGCUUUACUGGCGCUCUGCUGGCCAUGAGAUUCGGCAACUAUUUUGGACGCCGACUUGCGAUCUUGAUCGGCUGCACGAUUGUUUCCAUCGGUGCAGUGCUUCAAUUCUCGGCCUUUGGCCUGACCCAGCUCAUCGUCGGCCGUGUUAUCUGUGGCAUGGGCACAGGCAUCAAUACUUCGACAGUUCCUGCAUGGCAAGCAGAAACCACCAAGCCUCAUCAACGAGGACCAGUAAUUGCCUUCGAAGCUUCGAUGGUCAUCGCUGGCGUCGCGUUGAGCUACUGGAUCGAUUUCGGCUUUUCCUACGUUGAGCCGAGCUCAGCUGCGUGGCGGGCUCCCGUUGCGCUUCAACUAAUUUUUGCCUUCAUCGUUCUGGCAUUUAUUCUCGUCAUGCCGGAGAGCCCCAGGUGGCUUGUCUGUCAGGAUCGCAGCGACGAGGCCGCACAAGUCAUCAGUGCAUUAUACGACCUUCCGGAAGAGGAUCCAUUGGUCGCGGAUCAGCUCAAGGCGAUCAGCGCCCCUCAAGGAAAUGUUCAUCCAGGUCCUCUGAAGACUCGAACACGGACUUUGCUUGCAGUCGGUAUCCAGGUCCUCAGCCAAUUCACUGGCAUCAACAUCAUCACAUACUACGCAGCAGUCAUCUACCAGAACGAGAUCGGCCUGUCUCCAUUUGUAUCCAGACUCCUUGCUGCCGGCAACGGGACCGAGUACUUCAUCGCCUCGUUAUUCUCGAUCCUCAUGGUCAAACACUUCAAUCGACGAUCGGUAUUCAUGUUCGUUGCAGGCGGCCAAGCUGUGACGAUGGCAAUCCUCGCCAUUCUGAUGAGCGAGGGUGGCAAAGGUCGCGGGAUUGCAGCAGCGGCCUUUCUCUUCGUCUUCAAUACAUUCUUUGGCCUCGGCUAUGCCCAGCUCUCCUGGCUGGUGCCUGCGGAAAUUACGCCGCUCGCCGUUCGUGCGCAGGCCAACGCUUUAUCGACGGCAUCGAACUGGAUAGUCAACUUCUUGGUCGUCAUGAUCACGCCGAUCUGCUUCAAUAACAUUGGCUGGCGCACUUAUCUCAUGUUCGCCAUAUUCAAUGCCGCUGGCGUGCCCUUCAUGUACUUUCUUCUCCCCGAGUCGAAGGGUCGCUCGCUCGAAGAGAUGGAUCUCAUCUUUCACGAGUCAAGGAAUCUCCGCGACGCCAUCAAACUGUCGUUCACGAUGGAAAGGCAUUUCGACAACAAAGGGAAUCUUGUCAAGGAGCUGACGCAUGACCUCGAAGUCAAGACUGAGCCGGGCAUGUCAAGCGGAAAGACCGGAAUCGAGCACUUUGAUACGAAGGUGUGA